Molecule: messenger RNA, 4120 nt
Organism: Pimephales promelas (fathead minnow)
Lineage: Eukaryota; Metazoa; Chordata; Actinopteri; Cypriniformes; Leuciscidae
Cellular component (GO): cytoplasm; myosin filament; myosin II complex
Molecular function (GO): microfilament motor activity; actin filament binding
Source: RefSeq, a predicted model, not a curated record
AGGCGCCUCACACUCCGCGGGAUGGGCAGUGUGUGCUUGUGUUGAGGAUGGAGAAGAAAGUGUGUGUGAUCCAGACUGACUUCCACCAGUGCCGUCCCAUCAUCGCCAUCCACAGCAAACCACUGGCACACGUUCAUCCACUGAAGCUCCGACACCAGAGCGCCAUGAGGGACCGAGACGAGCUGAAGAACGCCGUCGAGCAGAACCAGCGCUUGCUGUCCCGAGUCCGGCAGCUGGAGGGGGAGAAGCAGGAGCUGGCGGUGCAGGAGCAGGAGAGCCUCCGGCGGGCCGAGCGUCUGGAGGAGCGUCUGGAGGAGCUGGAGAACACACUGGCUUCAGUGGAGAAGGGCAAGCAGUCGGCAGACGCUGCGGUGAGGAAGCUGUCCGAGGACCUCGUCCAGAAGAGCGCCCGGCUUCAGACGCUGCAGAAAGAGAAGGAGCACCUGGUGGAGUGGAGCCAGCAGGCCAUCGAGGACUUGCAGUGCGAGGAAGAGAAGGUGAACCUCUUGACCAAAGAGAAAGCCAAGCUAAAGCUUCAGGCGGAAGAUCUGGAGGAUCUGCUGGAGCUGGAGCGCAGACAGCGGACGGAUCCGGAGAGGAGCAGGAGGAGGCUGGAGGGAGACGGCAGGAACGGCAUGGACAACCUCAGCGAGAUCGGCAAGAUGAGGGCCAGUCUGGAGGAGAUGAUCAGGAGGAGAGAUGUGGAGAUCCGCAGCGUCAGCGGCCGUCUGGAGGAGCAGGAGGAGCUGAACGCCGGCCUGCAGACCAGGAAUCAGGAGAUCCAGGCCCGAAUCGAGGAGCUGGAGGAGGAACUGGAGGCAGAGAGAGCUUUACGGGCCAAGGUGGAGAAGCAGCGCGCGGAUCUGACUCGGGAUCUGGAGGAGUUGUCAGACCGGCUGGAGGAAGCAGGAGGAGCCACGGCCUCUCAGAUGGAGAUGAAUAAGAAGCGAGAGCAGGAGCUGCAGAGGUUGCGGCGAGAGCUGGAUGAGUCUGCGCUGCAGGCGGAGUCGAUGUCCGCCGCUCUGAGGAAGAGACACUCUGAAGCACUGGCUGAACUGGGAGACCAGUGUGAGAGUCUGCAGAGAACCAGAGCCAAACUGGAGAAGGAGAAGCAGAGUCUGCGGCUGGAGGUCGACGACCUGACGGCUUCCCUCGACACACUGCAGAAAGCCAAGGCCUCGACUGACACACAGCUUAGGAAACUAGAGGAGCUUCUGUGUGAAUCCAACACCAGGAGUGAAGACCUGCAGAAAACCUUCAGUGAAGUCACUGCUGCCAAGAACAGACUCUCAGUUGAAAACAAUGAGCUUGCCAGGCAAAUAGAGGAUCUGGAGAACAAGGGCAUCCACAUGAGCCGCUCCAGAACCCUGUUGAUGUCCCAACAUGAGGAGCUCAAGAAACAGCUCGAGGAAGAGCUCAAGGCUAAAGCGGCGUUGAGCGGUGCCCUGUCUGCGGUUCGCCAGGAGUGUGUGGUGUUGAAGGAGCAGUUUGAGGAGGAACAGGAGAGCAAACAGGAGCUCCAGCGUCUCGUCUCUAAACUCAACAGUGAAAUCACGCUCUGGAGGAGCCGCCUCGAGGCCGAUGCCAUCCAGCACUGCGACGAGCUCGAGGAAACCAAGAAGAAGCUGUGUGUGCGGCUGCAGGAGGCCGAGGAGGCGCUGGAAGCCAUGCAGACCAAGAGCUCCAGCCUGGAGAAGAGCAAGCAGCGUCUGCAGGGCGAGCUGGAGGAGCUGAGUGCGGAUCUGGAGAAGGCGAGCGCCAUGUCUUCAGUGCUGGAGAAGAAGCAGAGGAUGAUGGACAAGCAUGUGAGCGAGUGGAGGCAGAAGUGUGAGGAUCUGCUGAGCGAGGUGGAGAACUGCCAGAAGGAGAGUCGACAGCACAGCGCUGAACUCUUCCAGAUCAAGACGGCCCACGAGCAGGUGCUGGAGCAGAGCGAGGCUUUACGCCGCGAGAACAAGGCCUUGCAGGAGGAGAUGGUGGAUCUCACCGACCAGCUCUCCGAUGGAGGGAAGAGCGUUCACGAGCUGCAGAAGAUGAAGAAGAAGAUGGAGAUGGAGAAAGAAGAGCUGCAGGCGUCGCUCGAGGAGUCGGAGGCGGCGCUCGAGGCCGAGGAGACGAAGGUUCUGCGUUUGCAGCUGGAAGUGUCUCAGAUUAAAGCAGACGUUGAGCGAAGACUUCAGGAGAAGGAGGAGGAGGCCGAGGCCAACAGGAAGAGCCACCAGAGGGCGCUGGAGGCGGUCCAGGCCAGUCUGGAGGUGGAGCUGAAGCUGCGGGUGGAGUCGACGCGGCUGAAGAAGAAGAUGGAGGCCGAUCAGAGCGAGCUGGAGCUGCAGGUGGAGCAGAUGAAGAAGAGCAGCGCUGAGAUGAUGAAGAGCAUGAAGAAGAUGCAGCAGCAGAUCAAGGAUCAGGAGGCUCAGCUGGAGCAGGACGCUCGUGUGCAGGAGCAGCUGAAGGAGGAGCACACAGUGAUGGAGCGCCGCUGCCUCCUGCUGGUCACUGAGGGAGAGGAGAGCCGAGCCGCGCUGGAGGCAUCCGAGAGAAUCCGCAGGAGUCUGGAGAUGGAGCUGCACGAGAUGGCCGAGAGACACAGCCAGCUGGACACACAGCUGCACAGUGUGUCAAGUGGCAGGAGGAAGCUGGAGGUGGAUCUUCAACAGCUGAUGCAGGAGAACGAGGAGCUGCAGACUGAGCUGAGAUCAGCCAAUGACAAGGCCAAGAAAUCAGCCUCUGAGGCGGUGCGUGUGGCGGAGGAGCUGCGGGUGGAGCAGGAACACGUCACACACCUGGAGCGCGUCAGAAAGAGCCUGGAGAUGCAGAUCAGAGACGCCGGCAGCCGGAUGGAGGAGCAGGAGCAAUCGGCCAUGAAGGGAGGCAAGAAGAUCCUGCACAAGAUGGAGGCACGGGUGAAGGAGCUGGAGCUGGAGCUGGACACCGAGCAGAAGAAACACGCCGAGACGCUGAAGAACCUGCGCAAGAACGAGCGACGCCUGAAGGAGCUGCUCUUCCAGACCGAGGAGGACCAGAAGAACCAGCAGAGGAUGCAGGAGCUGGUGGAGAGACUGCAGAUGAAGAUGAAGGCCUACAAGAGACAAGUGGAGGAGGCGGAGGAGCAGGCGAAUGUUCACCUGGUGAAAUACAGGAAGACGGUUCACGAGCUCGACGACGCAGAAGAGCGAGCCGACAUCGCAGAGUCUGCACUCACGAAGAUCAGGAGCAAGAGGAGCGGGAGCUUCGGGAAGGGCUACUCAUCCGUGAGUGGUUACAGCACACCCUAUCCAGCGCUGGUGAGGUCACCUGGGUCAGUGGGGUCAGAGGGCAGAGGUCAGAAGGUCACAGAUGACGACGAGUCCCUCAACUCUCUCAUUCCCAAGUACUUGAACUCGAUGAAGAAACUGAUGAUCGAUUAGAUCUGAGUCUUCAGUAACAUCAGGUUCAUUAGUUAACAUGAGCAGGAUACGCAUCAAAAAACGAGAAAUGCAUUGAAUGGAUAUGCAGUAUAUAUACUUUAUUAUUUCCUUGCUCAAUAGCGUCUUGUUUGCGUUAGUUUUGUAUUAUUGAGAUACCAACUGAUGACAGCUAGCUACAUAAAUAUAGCAGACUAUAAAUCUUAUUUAGUAAAACAUUACAUUUAACAUCAUUUAUAUUACAGAAGACAAUAACUGGAUGAUAUUCAGCAGUUCUUCAUUCACGCGUGUGUUUAAGAGAGCGUCAGUAAUGGAGAUCCAGUUUCAACCACUUGAAAAUCAUUUACAAAAGUUGUUAAUUGAUUUGGUAUAAAAACAAGUAUUGAGCAGAAUUAUGUCCAUAUAUUAUCUGUGUCUCUGACUAUAUACGGAUCGUUUGGGGAAACUAUACUAAUGAGUGUCUGAGACUUCUGUAAAUCUGAACAGAAGAUAAAAGUCCUGGUGUGAUUGUGUGUUUGUUCACUGAGAGAUGUGAACCAGUGUGGAUAUUAAUCUACAGAUACAGAUAUGCUGAGAGUUUGACCUUGACUUCUGUAAUAUCCAAAAUUGCUUCCUCCAAAUAAAUAGGCAAAAGAAAAAUUUUGUUGACAUUAUUUCUCGCUAUUAUUUCUGACUAUCUCUUGUAAUUCUGACUUUAUUUCGCAAUUCUGACUUUA